Molecule: messenger RNA, 948 nt
Organism: Cladocopium goreaui
Lineage: Eukaryota; Dinophyceae; Suessiales; Symbiodiniaceae
Source: the annotation of a GenBank genome assembly
AUGUCAUCUUUCUGGCCGCAGUUUGAAGACUUUUCACCUCAGUCCCCUGGUGUUCGGGCGUCAGUGAUGCUUCGCUGGCUGAUUGCGACGGCCCCAGUGGUUGCUUUAGCAUCGACGCCCUGUGUGAAGGAUGCCGUGCUGACACAGGACCCAAUGCUCCCAGCCCCAGCGAUUUAUGUCCAGAGCUGGACUGCUUGCCAGAAGAAGUGUGAGGAGGGUCCCUUGUGCCACAGCUUCAGCUUCAAGGGGGAUUCGGUCCGCGCUUGUUGGCUCUUCCCGGCCACUGCGUCGCUGAAGGAAGUGGCCGAUGUCAAGGCCUACAGCGGCCCCAAAGUCUGCGAAGCGGCAGUGGUGAAGGAAGCACCUGAUGCUGUGCCACCGGCUUCAGGAGCCGCAAGUAGCGGCAAGGCCGGUUUGCGUGGCUAUGGCAUUCCUGCAGCUGCGGCGCAUAGCUAUGGCGUGGCCAAUGCAGGGCAUGACGUGCCAGGUGCGGUCUUUCAGAGUGGAGAAGGGGGCAAAACCUUGGUUGCCACCCCAUCCAACAGCAGCGCCACCAACUUGGCAAUUGCUGGUGGUGUGGGGGCGGCAGUUGUGGCCGCGGGUGCCUUCUUCAUGCUGCCCGGCAAGAAGAAGAAGACCAAGCGUGGCCUGAAGCGUGAGGAGGAGGAUCAGGUAGAGGUCCCUACCGUUGCAUCCAGUGCGCCAUUGGUGGAGCCUCCUCAGUUGGUGUAUCCUGGCACUUCCCAGGCCAUCCCCGGGGCUUCCGUGGCAAUGGCCUAUGCGCCGCAGAUGCUUCAGCCCCUUCAGCCCAUGGCCAUGGCCCAAUCCUAUGCUGGACUGCCGCAGGGAGGAGAGUACAUGAUGUACGAACCCGUGACGGCCAUGCAGCAACAGUAUGUCUAUGACCAAGGGCAGAUGAUGGCGUACCAGCCGGUACAAGCACAGUGA